Phalacrocorax carbo (great cormorant) is the source of this 3862-nucleotide messenger RNA. The record is from RefSeq and is a predicted model, not a curated record. Lineage: Eukaryota; Metazoa; Chordata; Aves; Suliformes; Phalacrocoracidae.
CCCGCUGCCCGGUGCUGGGAGGAGGGAUCGUGAACGCGCCGCACGUCCCCGCGCCUGCAGCCGGCCUCCUCUCUCUCCGGGCGGCUGGGCCAGGCCGCAUCGGGCCGCCCGCAGCCCUCCCCCGGCGCCUGGGAGGGGCGACCGGGGCCGCGUACUCGGGCGGGUGGGCGGCUCUGAGCCACCCUGCCCCCGGGGAAAGGGGCUCCUCGCCGGGAUGCGCGGCAAAGGAGAGGAACCGGCGAGCUGCGGCGGGGUCUGCACGCACGGCUGCGCCGCCGCCGCAGAUUCCAGAGACUUAUUAAAGGAAUUUCCACAGCCUAAAAACUUGCUCAACAGUGUGAUUGGACGAGCCUUGGGCAUUUCUCAUGCAAGGGACAAGCUGGUGUACAUCCAUACUAAUGGGCCAAGAAAAAAGAAAGUCACUCUGCAUAUAAAGUGGCCUAAGAAUGUGGAAGUGGAAGGCUAUGGGACCAAGAAGAUUGAUGCUGAGAGGCAGGCAGCAGCUGCAGCAUGUCAGCUCUUCAAGGGCUGGGGUUUGCUGGGGCCCAGAAAUGAGCUCUUUGAUGCUGCAAAGUACCGGCUUCUCGCUGACCAGCUUGGCUGCCCCGACGAGAGGUGGUGCUCGGAGGGCAAGUGGCGCUCCAAGUCCGGACCUUCUCUCGCUGACUUGUCAACCUGCUGGCGACGGAUGGAGCCGGAUGAUUCCAUCCAGCCCAUGGAACAGGGCAGGAUGCCUAAAGCAAUGAGGAGAGAAGAGCUGGAGGAGGGGGAGCUAGAGGAAGGGGAACUGGAGGAAGGAGAGCUGGAAGAAGAAGCAAUUGAUGUUUCUGAUUAUCUACCUAUGGCACAUCAGGAUGCUCGAACCCCAGGCAGAGAUGCAAGCCGAGGAGGGAGUUCCAUUGAAAUGACAGAUGACAACACUGCCAUCCGUGCCCUGACGCAGUUCCCACUUCCCAAAAAUCUCCUGGCCCAAGUGAUUCAGAUUGCCACCUCUUCCUCCACAGUCAAGGAAUACAUGCAGUUCCGUACGGUAGGCACCAAGACAAAGAUCUGCAAGCUCACGCUCCGCUGGCCCUGUCCGAUGACUUUUGCUGCCAAGGGCCGUCGCAAGGUGGAGGCAGAAAACAAAGCAGCGGCACUGGCCUGUCAGAAGCUUAAGAGCCUUGGCUUGGUGGACAAGAACAACAAUCCCCUCAGCCAUGCCAUGUACAACAUGACUUCACUCCGGGAGCUUGGUGAGAACCAGAGGAAACCCUGCCACAUCAAAGUCCCCGAAGCUACCCUGCGCAAGAUUGAGAACUAUCUGAACCAUUAUCCAGUGGACAUCAGGGAAUCCAGGCCCCGGAUUGCCGAUGACAUGAUGAACCUCAGCAAGGAAUCCGGUGCAAUAAGUGAUGCAAUCACAGGGAAGACAUACAUACCCAUGUUGGAAGCAGAGGAAGUGCGCCUUAGCCAGAAUCUCCUGGCCCUCUGGAAAAGGAGAGGAUCCUCGUGGCAGGAGAGCCACCCACUGCCAGUAGAUCCUCACAAGGACACCAUCCUAUCAGCCAUUGAGCAGAACCCGGUAGUAGUAAUAGCAGGAGACACAGGCUGUGGGAAAACCACGCGGAUCCCUCAGCUCCUGCUGGAACACUACAUCCUGGAGGGACGUGGCGCCCGCUGCAAUGUAGUGAUCACCCAGCCAAGGAGGAUCAGUGCCAUCUCGGUUGCCCAGCGUGUGGCACAAGAGUUGGGUCCCAACAUGAGGAAGAAUGUGGGCUACCAGGUGCGACUGGAGAGCAAGCCGCCCGCCAGGGGAGGAGCCCUGCUCUUCUGCACCGUGGGCAUCCUGCUGCGGAAGCUGCAGGGGAACCCCAGCCUGGAGGGUGUCAGCCACGUCGUGGUCGAUGAGGUCCAUGAGCGAGAUGUCAACACCGAUUUCCUGCUCAUCCUGCUGAAAGGCAUCCAGAAGCUCAACCCUGACCUGCGCCUGGUCUUAAUGAGUGCCACAGGAGACAAUCAGCGUUUCUCACAUUACUUUGGGGAUUGCCCUGUGGUCAAGGUGCCGGGUUUCAUGUACCCGGUGAAGGAGUACUAUCUGGAGGAGAUCUUGGCCAAGCUGGGCCGGCACCGACACCGGCACUACGAGAUCAAGCAAUCAGAUGAUGAAUGUGUCCUUGAUCUUGAUCUGAUCACUGAUCUCGUACUCCAGAUCGAUGCCCACGGAGAACCAGGUGGGAUCCUCUGCUUCCUCCCUGGUUGGCAGGAAAUCAAAGGAGUGCAGCAGCGCCUGCUGGAGAUGCUCGGAUCUCAGAACAGCCGGUACCUCGUCUUACCAGUGCACUCCAACAUCCCCAUGAUGGACCAGCAAAACAUCUUCCAGCGGCCUCCACCUGGUGUCAGGAAGAUCGUCCUGGCCACCAACAUCGCUGAGACCUCCAUCACCAUCAAUGACAUUGUCCACGUGGUGGACAGCGGCACGCACAAGGAGGAGCGCUACGAUCUAAAGACCAAGGUGUCCUGCCUGGAAACGGUGUGGGUGUCCAAGUCAAACGUGGUGCAGAGGCGAGGGCGUGCUGGCCGCUGUCAGUCGGGAUUUGCCUAUCACCUCUUCCCUCGCAGCCGCCUGGACAAGAUGCCAACUUACCAGGUUCCGGAGAUCCUGCGCACCCCACUGGAGAACCUGGUGGUUCAGGCCAAGAUUCACAUGCCGGAGAAAACGGCAGUUGAAUUUCUCUCUAAGGCUCUGGACAGCCCUGAUAUCAAAGCUGUGGAUGAAGCAGUGAUCUUGCUGCAGGAGAUCGGCGUGCUGGACCAGCGAGAAGCCCUCACCACUUUGGGCAAACGCCUUGCUCAGAUCUCCACAGACCCUCGGCUGGCAAAGGCCAUCGUCUUGGCGUCCAUCUACCGCUGCCUUCACCCUCUGCUCGUCAUCGUUUCCUGCCUCACCCGGGACCCCUUCAGCAGCAGCCUGCAAAACCGCGCAGAGGUGGACAAGGCCAAGGCUGUCCUGAGCCGGGAGAGCGGGAGCGAUCACCUCGCGUUUGUCAGAGCUGUGGCAGGCUGGGAGGAGGUGCUGAGACGCAGAGACAGUCGUGCCAGGGACAACUACCUGCAGGACUAUUACCUGUAUGGCCCCAGCCUUCGCUUCAUCAAUGGCCUUGUCAAGCAGUUCUCUGAGAACCUCUACGAAGCCUUCCUGGUGUCAUCCCCAUCUGACUGUACCAUGCCCUCGUCUGUAUGUAACCAGUACAGUGAGGAGGAAGAACUGGUCAAGGGAGUCCUCAUGGCUGGGCUCUACCCCAACCUCAUCCAGGUGAGACAAGGCAAAGUGACCCGUCAAGGGAAGUUCAAACCCAACAGCUACGCGUAUCGGACAAAGGCUGGCACCGUUCUGCUCCACAAGUCAACAAUCAACAGGGAGGCAUCCAAGCUGUACAGCCGCUGGCUAACGUACUUCAUGGCAGUGAAGUCCAACGGUGGCGUCUUUGUGCGGGACUCCUCCCAGGUCCACCCGCUGGCCGUGCUGCUCAUGACCGACACGGAUAUCCACGUCCGAGAUGAUGGCUGGCGAGCGACAGUCUCCCUGACAGACAGCGACCUCCUGGUGCUGGAGGGAGACUCCUACACCAUCCGCCUCCUGCGUGAUUUCCGUGUGUCGCUCUCCAAGAUGGUGGAGACGUGCCUGUGCUAUGAGAUGGCAGCCAUCCCCGGGGACCUGCACCACCAGCACAGCCAGCUGCUCGACAUCCUGGUGGAUCUGCUCAAAGGCCCUCCUGGCAGCUUUGGCGCUUAGGCAGAGCUGGAGGAUUGUGUGGGGACUUGUAAUUUGUAUAAAGAUGUUCACAAAUGUUUAUUUAAAUAAAGUUCUAUUUAUCCCUUG